CAAUCGGCGACCUAACUUACGUUCCGGCCGAGAUGUAGCGACAGCCCUAGGAAGUGCAAAUCUUCGGGGGCGUUUGAUGAUGCUUUCGUCCGAUAAAAAGUGCCUUAGAAUUACGAGAAUUAUCAAGAUAUUUUGUGUAUAUCUUCUCGAGAAGCCGCCGUAUUCAAACAUUCCAUUAGACCUCAACGUUCUCUAUAUGUGUUUGUGGGAAGAUACGGAAGUUGACCUAAUAGUUCACGAACCAUUCUAUAACCAUGGCCCGCACGAUAUACAACCCAUUUCGAUCUUUACUUGUUUCCCCCUCCGAGCUUCAUCUCGCGCUUUCCAGAACUUCCAUUUCACCUCGUCGCAUUGUCCCGGUGGCAGCAGGACGCCAGUCCGCCUUGCAAUCUUAUAAAGCCAAGCAUAUCCCAGGCUCCAUAUUCUUCAACAUGGACCAAAUCCGAGAUACUACUUCCUCAUACCCACAAAUGCUACCUCAACCAUCGCACUUCGCCACCUCCGUGACUCGACUCGGCCUCCGCUCAGACGACAUCCUCGUCGUCUAUGACACGCCGGAAGCAGGAAUGUACUUCUCCCCCCGUGUCGCAUGGGUAUGCCGCCAUUUCGGACACACUGACGUCCACGUCCUAAACAACUUCCCCCACUACGUGAAAAAUGGAUAUCCAGUAUCCGAGGGCCAACCAACCCUACCUCCAGCAGAAGAAAGUUACCCAGAGCGCGAACCUCCAGUCCCAGACGACGUGAUCACCUUCGAGGAGCUACACGUUUUACUCUCGACCGAUAAAAACCAACGGCAAUAUCAAAUCCUCGACGCUAGACCAGCAGGUCAGUUCUCCGGGGAGGGCACAGGGCCGCAUAUCUCGGGACAUAUGCCAUUUGCGCUGAAUGUACCAUUUUCUUCCGUGCUGGGUUUGGAUAAGACUAUGCUUCCUGCUGGGCGGUUAAGAGAGGUGUUUCGGGGGUUUGGGGUUCAGGAAGAUAAACCUGUUGUUUUGUCGUGUAAUUCGGGGGUGACUGCUACUGUGUUGGAGCUUGCGUUGCGGGUGGGUGGUUAUGAUAUGAAGAAGAGGGUUUAUGAUGGGAGUUGGUCAGAGUGGAGGGAGAGGGCUAGGGAUAGGCUUGUUGUUGCGAGUUGAUGGUUGGAAUUUAGUAUUAUUGUACAUUAUUAAAUAUAUAUUAAUGAAUAAUGCAUGAGACUUAGUAGCCAAUGCAAUGCACAACGUUGUAGUAUUGUCACAUAGUUGGUGAUGCCGUAGCUUGCAGAUGGUUUUCAAUCGGCGAUUGACGAUAGCAUCCAUUUUACUCGGCCGAAUCCCGCCGCGGUCACCCUGAAAUUGGAAGACUGGUCCUGAGUGCCCAACGACAGUUAUAACUAUCCUUUGCGGCCUUGGAGGUAAUGUGAUGGUGUAGGAUUGUCGAUGUAUUUCAGGUGUCCCUCCAAUGUCUUCUCUCAAUUAGCAGAAUUGGGCUAUCUUUUCCGAGGGC
Molecule: messenger RNA, 1488 nt
Organism: Aspergillus alliaceus
Lineage: Eukaryota; Fungi; Ascomycota; Eurotiomycetes; Eurotiales; Aspergillaceae
Product: sulfurtransferase
Exons: 2
Coding region: 255-1139 (294 amino acids)
Biological process (GO): transsulfuration
Cellular component (GO): mitochondrion
Molecular function (GO): thiosulfate-cyanide sulfurtransferase activity
Source: RefSeq, a predicted model, not a curated record